GUUGAAGGGGAAGUGGAUGAAGAAGUUUCCGCCGGAAAACUUCUGGUCUAAACAACGACCUCGCCAUGGCAACAGCGCGGUUUUGUGUCUUAUUUUUUAUCCUUUCUGUGGCUUUAGCGGAAGAUGCUAAAGUAAAGCACAAAACAGCUACAAAACCUGUCCGUUUAUUCACCGAGGAGGAGCUGAAGAGAUACGACGGCGGCGAGGAGGGCCAGCCAAUUUACAUGGCAGUAAAAGGAGUUGUGUUUGAUGUCACCAAGGGAAAAGAGUUUUAUGGAAAAGAUGCUCCAUAUAAUGCCCUGGUUGGUAAGGACUCCACUCGAGCCGUGGCCAAGAUGUCCCUGGAUCCCGCAGACCUGAAAUCAGACACUACGGGCCUCACUGAAGAGCAGCUGAAGUCUCUGGAUAGUAUAUUUGAAGGCACAUACAAAGCCAAGUAUCCCAUUGUGGGUUACACAGCGUCCCGUAUUUUCAAUGAGGACGGAAGUCCCAACAAAGACUUCAAACCAGAGGACCAGCCUCAUUUUCAAACCAAAGAUGAGUUUUAAUGUCAUUUUGUGUGCGUGGUUACAGAUGAGAUUCCUGGUUUCUCUUUACUUGACAAGAACUGCGAUUAAAAAGUUUAAUGCAUGUUGACUUGAACUUGAAGGUCUGAACAGUGCUUUAAUAGCUGUGACAGCUUUACUGUGCACCAACUACUUCGAUACCUGUUGUAUCAUCUGAUUGUGAUAAACAUCAGGGACUUUGGAGCAGAUUAUUAAAGAUCUCCUGGAGACGCAUUUGAAGAAGUUUAAUCAGACACAGAAUGCCUCCUGCUCCACUCACAUGUUCAUUCUCAGUGCUCUUGGCCAUCUAAUCUCACACUCUGGACAUUAGGUGCUCAAACAACAGACUGAACACUUUUUCUUCUUCUUUUUAAACUUCAGCCUUUAUAUAAUGUAGCUGUAUUAGUGUUUUACAUUUAUCAGAGCACAUGGUAACAAAUAACAUUUAAAAACCCACAAACAGAUUUUAAUCUGAUUUGCAGAAAGCUAUAUGAGAGUCACAUAAAUCAAAUAUUAGUAUGCUGUUAAUCAUUUAGUCUUUAAAAACACCCAAGAAAUUUGGCAAUUUAGAGAUAUUUUUUGAAGGUUUGAAAAGUUAACAAAAUACCUGAGCCUUUUGAGAACAGCGGUACCGUAGCUGAUUAUUUUUCUCGCUAAUCGAUUCAUUGUUUUAACUCUGUGUUUUAGUAUGAAAUUAGUAUGAAAUGAAUGUAGUGGAAUAUUUAUGUUUGAGAAAUGGUAAAUCUGCAACUUUGUGAUUGUGUACAAGUCCAAGAUUGGUCCACAUGUAUUUGACCUGACUUUUGAU
Archocentrus centrarchus (flier cichlid) is the source of this 1353-nucleotide messenger RNA. It is a transcript of the gene nenf, whose product is annotated as neudesin neurotrophic factor. The transcript is spliced from 4 exons. NCBI's taxonomy places the organism in Eukaryota, Metazoa, Chordata, Actinopteri, Cichliformes, Cichlidae. The record is from RefSeq and is a predicted model, not a curated record. Gene Ontology annotation, cellular component: endomembrane system; membrane; endoplasmic reticulum. Bases 66 to 548 code for a protein of 160 amino acids.